CAAUUCUCAAUCUGGGCUUUUCGUUAACAUGGAGUACAGGCCUCUAGAGAUCACUCUAAUCUCCGCCAAGGACCUCAAGGAUGUCAAUCUUGUCUCCAAGAUGGACGUCUACGCCGUCGUCACCAUCAACGGCGACCCCCAAACCAAGCAGAAGACCCCCGUCGACAAGGACUGUGGUCCCAACCCCAAGUGGAAUUACCCCAUGAAAUUCACCGUGGAAGAAGCCGCCGCCAACCAGAACCGCCUUAAUCUCGUGAUUCGUCUCGUGUCAGAUCGUCGCCUUGGCGAUAAGGAUAUUGGGGAGGUGUUGGUGCCUAUCAAGGAAUUUCUUGAUUGCAAAGAGAAGGUUUUCGAUUACAACGUCAGGUUGCGGAAUGGAAAGGUGAAAGGUACACUGAAUUUGUGUUGCAAAAUCGGGGAGAAAUUCAGUGUUCCUGUUGCUGCGCCGCCGCAUGUGGCGGAGAAAGGGAAAUCCGUGGAAACGCCUGUGAUGGCAUAUCCUGCUGCCGGAUCCAGCGCGGGAUACCCACCUCCACCUCCCGCCGCGUACCCAUACAAUUACCCGCCACAGGGUGUGUACCCACCACCACCGCCGCCACCACACGGGUACGGUGGGUAUCCACCUCCUCCUGCACAGGGUUACGGUUAUACCGGGCACCCGCCUUAUGGUGGGUAUGGGAACAUGCCGGCCCAACAGCCAGCUAAGACUAAGAAACAUGGGAAAAAAGCCGGGUUCGAAAUGAAGGAAGAAGAUGGAAAUGAGAUAUUUGCAGUGGCUAUUCCCUCAACUUUGGCACGGGCUUGAGUUUAGUUCACUAUUUAUUUUUCUUUUUAGAUCAGUUUUGAUCCUUGGAUUUGGUCUUAUUCUGUUCCAGUCCCCACUUAUAACAGGCGAAUUGGCCUAGUGCAUUAGGUGGAUAGGGAGUAUGUUGAAGACUUACCUCUCUUUGUUUCUAAUCUUCGGUCCGUAGAAGAUCAAGAAAUUGCAAUAAAAACCUUUCCAAUGA
This is a messenger RNA of Rubroshorea leprosula, 1007 nucleotides long. Lineage: Eukaryota; Viridiplantae; Streptophyta; Magnoliopsida; Malvales; Dipterocarpaceae. The record is from the annotation of a GenBank genome assembly.